AGAAGUGCACACGACUUCUGUUGAUGACAAAGAACCCAAAAUGGCAACGUGGAGUUUGUGCCUUAUGGUGAUCAGUACUUUUGCGUCGUUGCAGUUUGCAACGGCACUUUAUGUCGUGGAACCGUGCUCCGGCGCAGCAGGUGUGCCCCCCGGCAAGAACUGCCGCGACGUCCCGGUCGCAGAGCGCGUCCCUCCUCUCUACCCUAAGCAAUUUGUCUGUCGUAUUCAAGGCUGGACCGGAUUUCCGGCUCAACCCAACGCCACAUUUCGGGUGCACGUGCAGCAAGACAAUCUCUGGCUGUUUGACUACCCGAAUCUGCGUCUCCGGUUUGCCGGGCCUUCAUGGGUCGGGUUUUUGAAACUGAAUUCAAAUUUCACGCACACCGGUACAAUGUCCUACACGACGCUGCCAUUUUUACCCAAUUUCUGCCUCUGCAACGACGUUGGGAUAGGCAUAUUGAAGUAUGACGCUUUCGGCGACGCCACGUUCCUCGGUAGAGAGACCAUCACGAUCGAAUACGAACACGGCGACCAUGAAGUGGACCACUACGAGAAACUCGGCCAUCACUUUUGGAUGGACGUUGCAACGAAGCUUCCUAUUCGUUUCUUCCAAGAGGGGGCGGGACUACAGGUAUACAGCGAGUGGUCUCAGCAAGUUAAUGCAAAUGAUUUUAUGCUACCUGAACGGUGCUUUGGUGAUUGCAAUAAAAAUCCUGUGCAUAGUCAAGUUAAGGAUAUGAUUAAGUUUGGUAUUAACCCAUUGGCGUACGCUCGUGCUGCCGCGAUUGAAGUUUUGAGAGGUCACAAAUAAAAACAAUAUACAUUUUGGUUACAUUAUUCACUAGUAAAUAGGCAUACAUAAAAUCAAAUGUAUACAUACGUUAAUUUUUAGUUGAAAAAUAACGAGAAAACUCGAAGCUGUAAAAUGAAUUUCGACGAAAACUGUCCAAAAAUUUUUUGUCUUUUAAUGUUACAGAUUGUUAAAAAUUGACAAGGUUUGGAUUCCAUCCACUGGGGUGGGUUGUUAGUUACCAAAUCGAUCUAGUCAAAUAAGUGAACAGUGACACUACUAGAAAUUGUAAACCUAUGUUAAAUGAUAUGCAAAAGGUUUAAUCACUAUCUUUUGAAAUUUAAGAAGCUUAGUUUCACGAAUAUGUAACUACUAGUGGUUUGAUAUUUUUCACUCUUUAAAAUCAUGUUAUGUUCGUUCCGGUGGCUCAAUAAACAA
Lingula anatina is the source of this 1228-nucleotide messenger RNA. RefSeq lists its product as uncharacterized. The record is from RefSeq and is a predicted model, not a curated record. Lineage: Eukaryota; Metazoa; Brachiopoda; Lingulata; Lingulida; Lingulidae.